Hipposideros armiger (great roundleaf bat) is the source of this 2964-nucleotide messenger RNA. It is a transcript of the gene MRRF, whose product is annotated as mitochondrial ribosome recycling factor. Gene Ontology annotation, biological process: translation. NCBI's taxonomy places the organism in Eukaryota, Metazoa, Chordata, Mammalia, Chiroptera, Hipposideridae. The annotation marks the transcript as partial. The record is from RefSeq and is a predicted model, not a curated record. Gene Ontology annotation, cellular component: mitochondrion. Gene Ontology annotation, molecular function: ribosomal large subunit binding. The transcript has 4 exons.
UUAGACCCUAUCAUUUUUCUUUUAGGAUCCCUUGAUCACAUCACUGUGGUAACUGCUGAUGGGAAGCUAGCUUUAAACCAGAUUGGCCAGAUCUCCAUGAAGUCGCCACAGCUGAUUUUGGUGAAUAUGGCCAGCUUCCCAGAGUGUACAGCUGCAGCUAUCAAGGCUAUAAGAGAAAGUGGAAUGAAUCUGAACCCAGAAGUGGAAGGGACGCUAAUUCGGGUACCCAUUCCCAAAGUGACCAGGGAGCACAGGGAAAUGCUAGUGAAACUGGCCAAGCAGAACACCAACAAAGCCAAAGAGUCCUUGCGGAAGGUUCGUACCAGCGCGAUGAAUAAGCUGAAGAAGUCAAAGGACAAGGCCUCGGAGGACACCAUCCGGCUCAUAGAAAAGCAGAUCAGCCAAAUGGCCGACGACACAGUUGCAGAGCUGGACAGGCACCUGGCAGUGAAGACCAAAGAGCUCCUUGGAUGAAAGUCCACCAGGCCCAGCAGUUCAGAGCCCCGUUUCUGGUGGAUCCCUGGGUGGCUAAUUGGCACCUGUCUACCCAUCCACACAGAAGGCUGUCACUGUGUACUUGGCAGUCCUCGCGAGGCCCAGCCUUCCAGUGGGACACCCAGACUUGUUCCUUCUCUGCCUCCUGUCCCCUGUCCACCCCAUCUGCUCUGGGCGUCUGGCAUGGGUGGCUGUCGGCGAGUACCUGUUACCAACAGAGGGCCUCUCCUUAGGCAUUUGCCAAAUGGCUAGGACCACUGGCAGGCUUAGCGCCAACUGCACCUCCUGUUGGGAGCUUCCUGUCCAAACAAUUAGUCAUGCCCUGUCCCCAGCUCUCAUCUUUGCUUAGACUGAUGUGGGCCCUAACCUGUGACUGGGUAGCUUUGCUAGAGGCCCAUUCUCACCAAACAAUAAAGUCUAAAGGAAUUGGAAAGAGUAAUAACCACAAAGGAAACUGGAGAGUGGGUCUGGCUGUAUGCUCUCUGAGGACCUGUGUGUCAAGCAGCCGGAACGGUACUUUUGCCUCUGGGUCAUUUUCACACCUGCUCUUUUCUCUGUUGCCACCUUCCUCCACUCCUCACCUGGCCAGUCCUGUUCGCCCUUCACAUCUCAUCUGGAAAAGCACUUCUUCUGGGAAGUCAUUCCCCCCCCGCCCAUUAUUGGCUCUCAUAGCACCAUCAACUGUUUUUAUCUGAACCUUAAUUGUUCUUUCUGAUAAUUACUCUGCAUAUCUUCAGUAGCCUCAGAAUUUGGCAUAAUGCCUGGGACACAGUAGACACUCAAAUGUGCUAUGAAUGAACUGUACAUAGUAGCUACUCAGCAAAUGCUGGCUGCUUGUCUUUUCUUUCCAUUUUAACAUUUUCCACUCUUGCUCUGUCCUCAACAUUUGCUUGGUUGUGAGAUACCUUUUCCCAGGGUCUGCCUGUUGACAGAUAAGUGGGUUUGUUGUGGCUCAUUUUGGGGUACUGGGUUAAGUUAGUCCUCCCCCAUGCAUUGAUUUUUCUUUUAUUCAUUUGUUUGUUCAUUCAUUCAUUCACUUAUAACAUAGCCAUCCUGAGCUAGAUACGGUUCUAGGCAGUAUUUUUUAUCUUCACAGUAAACUUGCAAGAUGUGUGUUAUCUCCAUUUUACAAAUGGGAAAACUGAGACUUGACAAUAUGAGAUAAUUUGCCCAAAGUAACAAAAUCAGUAAGAGGGUUUCAUUAUUCACUGUCAUUCGCAUUUUACAGAGAGGGAGGGGCUCAGUCAGAGGUGAAGUCUCUUGCCCAAGGUUACACAGCUGGCACAUGGCAGAGCUGGGAUUCAGACUGAGGCUUGAUCUAAAGCAUUGCUCGUCCCAGUGUGUCCUGCUGCCUUCGUAAACAUGAGUGAGCACCAGUUGGGUCUCAGGUACACAAAUGGGUAAGACCCCUGUCUCUGAGUGAGGGGUGUGUGGUGCACUGGACUGAGCUGCUAUUUAUGUCUCGGGUGGAAGGUCAGAGGUUCGCUCCAGCUCUGCCCAAUGUCUGCCUGGAGAACAGCACCCACCUCGGCAGCAGCAGGGCCUUGCCGCAUUCCUUUGAAGCAGCACCCAGCUUCUCUUUGCUGUUUGACUCCUCUCUGUGCUAGAGGUGAUAGGGUGCACUCCUCCCCUGCUUGUACUGGUGGGAUAUGCUGACGACAGCCAAGGAGACUCAAGGUUAGAAUUAGGCCGAAGAUGGAAGAAGCUAUUAUAACAAUCUCCGCCCUGCUUGCCUGUCCUCAGUCAGACCCCAGUCACCAGUCCCGAGUAGCCGUCACACAACUGGAAGUCAACUAAAGGAAGAACAGGGCUAGAAAGAGCAGUCAAGGAGCCUUUUUGGGGGUGAGCCACAUGGCGAGGGCUUUGCAACAGUUUUUCAUGAGUGGCCGAAAUCCCCCACUCACUGCAAAUGUGCUUCUCAAAGAUGCAGGAUUUUUUAAUAAACAGAGGAAAUGAUAAAUUAUGUUGUAACUCCACUCCAAAGGCAUUUGGUUCUUAACAGCCAAAUCCUCUGUAGUCUUUAAAUAAACAAAAACUUAUUUGGUGAACAGACGGGGGUGGGGGUGGGGUGGAAAUUGAAAGAUUUUCUGUAGUUGGGUUCCACAUGUCAACAAUUUCUCUCCUGUGUGUAUGUUGGCCAAAGCCGUAUAUCAUGAUAAAUGAAUAAAGGAAAACCUCGGGCCCAGGGCAGUCAGACAGCUCAGCAAAUGGCUUUCAGCUGAUUGCUCUAGUUCAGUUGACAUUUAUCAAAGAGUUCCUCUGUUCCUCUGUGUGUCAGGGCUUAGGUGGUGGCAGGGACCAGAGUAAGACUACCUGUUUGGAUGUGCUGGGUAAUGAGUAAUGCUGGAACAAUCCCUUCUCCCUCUCCCGUCUUCAGCCUCUCUCUCUUUCAAAAAGAAAAGCUGGGUAUGGAAAUUCUCACACUUGCCAGAAGAGUUAACCACCUCCUCUAUCCAAUUCAACAGCUUU